CAAAAUAAAAAUAUCUGCAGCCUUUGGCUCUCUGCUAAACUCACACCAGGGACCUACCCAGGAGGGAUACCCGCUGGCCAAUGACUUCUAAGAGCCUCGGGGACAGGUGCCUUGUCUUCAUGUCUUUAUAAAGUUUGGACUGCCCCGGUCCCCGAAGAGAGAUCACUCCCUGGGACCCCCCUCAAACCCCAGCUCCCCCUUAAGCCUGAGGCCGGCUGGUGCUGAACUCUGCCAACUGUUUCUCAAGAUCUCAAAUCAGUGCUUGUGCUGGUGACACUGCGAAAUGGGCAUCAAAGCUGCUCUGCCCGUUUAUGAGCUAGGAUUGUAUGCUCUUGUGGUGUUGUGUGCCAUUGUUUAUAGCGGGCAUGACAUCUUUGAAACCUCUCAAGGCAGUGUGAACCGAAAAACCUUCCGAGAGAACAUAAAACCAGGAUGGCAUUACUUUGGCAGAAAGAUGGACACCGCCGAUUUCGAAUGGGCCAUCUGGUUCACUUCGUUCAGAAACUUCAUCAUCUUUGCCCUGUCGGGUCACGUUCUGUUUGCCAAGAUCUGCUCCAUGACAGCUCCUCAGCACCGGUCCGUGGUUUACAUGGUGUACGGGCUCCUGGCUGUGGUGGGCACGAUGGGGGGCACCUACUUGAUGAUCAUUCUCGCGCACUGUACGGUGCUCUACACCAUUGCACUAGUUAAGCAGAGGUGGCUCUGCUUCGUAGCUGGCCUUUGCAGCUUGGCCUCCUUCAAGGUGGAGCCGUUCAGCACUUGGCAGAAUGGGUUUGUAACAGGAACUUUUGAUCUUCAAGAUGUCCUCUUUUACGGAGGAACCGGCUUCAGCGUCAUGCGUUGCAUGAGUUUCGCUCUGGAGAACUGCGACAGGAAGGAAGGGAACUUCUCCAUCUUUGCCCUGCUGAAAUACAAUUUCUACCUCCCCUUCUUUUUCUUCGGACCCAUCAUGACUUUUGACCGAUUCCAUGACCAGGUAAACGCCAGCGAGCUGCAGCGUAAACAACACGAGAUGUGGUACAUCCGUCUCCACGCUCUCGUCCACCUUGCAGCCAUUGUGGCCGUGGAUGUCUUUUUCCAUUUCUUCUAUAUCCUGACCAUUCCUUCGGACAUGAAGUUUGUGAACCGCCUCUCAGACUGGGCAUUGGCUGGCCUGGCUUACUCCAACCUGGUGUACGACUGGGUCAAAGCUGCAGUGAUGUUUGGGGUCGUCAACACAAUUGCCAGACUCGAUCACCUGGACCCACCUCAGCCUCCAAAAUGCAUCACCAUGCUCUAUGUCUUUGCGGAAACGCACUUCGACAGAGGAAUUAACGACUGGCUUUGCAAAUAUGUCUACGAUUAUAUUGGUGAGAACCAUGACAACAUCUUGAAGGAACUCAUGGCUACCGUCUCCACUUUUGCCAUCACCACCCUCUGGCUCGGUCCCUGUGACAUUGUUUACAUUUGGUCCUUUUGCAACUGCUUUGGCCUCAAUUUUGAACUCUGGGUUCAGCAGUUCUUUCAAAUGAAGACGUUUGCUGAGAAGGAGGCCAAGAUGUCGGAAGCAAUGUCCCGGCGGAUCAGAGGUUUCUUCGGAGCAGCCAAUUUUUGGGCCAUCGUCCUCUACAACAUUCUUGCCCUUAACAGCUUGGAUUUCGCCAUCCUUGUUGCUCGGAGAAUUCUCCAAAUAGGUUUCCCGCUCAGCACUUUCUCCAUCUGGUUCAUCACAUACUGUGGCGUGCAGCUGAUCAAGGAGAGAGAACGAUUCCUAGCCAUCCGGGAGGAGAAAGAAGGCAAGGAAAAGGGCGAGUAAUGGAGAGAGGGAAGCCUGCCUCCAAGAUGGCCGCCGUCACUCAGGGCCCUUACAGGAGGGCAAAGCCCAAGACCCCCGAGCGCUCUGUCCCCUGCCACAAAGCCAUACGUCAGCCAUGUACAAAAGUCACCUGUGUAAUAAUAUCCUUCUCCCAUUUAAAUAAAAAAAUAUUUUCUAUUAA
This is a messenger RNA of Eublepharis macularius, 1976 nucleotides long. RefSeq names its product hedgehog acyltransferase like (gene HHATL). Gene Ontology annotation, molecular function: acyltransferase activity. The transcript is spliced from 12 exons. Gene Ontology annotation, biological process: negative regulation of N-terminal protein palmitoylation. The record is from RefSeq and is a predicted model, not a curated record. Gene Ontology annotation, cellular component: endoplasmic reticulum. NCBI's taxonomy places the organism in Eukaryota, Metazoa, Chordata, Lepidosauria, Squamata, Eublepharidae. Bases 284 to 1795 code for a protein of 503 amino acids.